UCUCAAGCUUUAAUUUUCGGGUUUUUCUUCUUGGACAACGCCCUGUCCAAACAGGGGGCGAUGUGGCGCCCCCUGUGGCCGGGUGUCUGCUGGCGCCCCCGGCUCCGUAUUUUAUAGCUCCACUAUGCGAGGAUAUUUUAAACUUUAGGAAAAUUAAGGGCGCUGCUACUUGGACAAGCCCCCUGUUUGGACGGGGCGAGCAGCGCCCAUAUAAUACUCCAUUGAUGGGGCCCAUGCAAAUAAUACUGCUUAUACAAAUGCUCAAGAGGAAUUUGGCUGCAGGAACCAACCUUUUGGAUACUGAAGCUCCACUCUUAAAAGAUGUCGUCCGUGGUUCUGUCGACUUCAAAGGUCACCCUGUUACCCGAUCCGGAUCCGGGUGUUGGAAGUCAGCUUUCUUCAUCAUAGGUGUUGAAGUUGCUGAGAGAAGUGCAUACUAUGGAAUACUUUCAAAUUUGAUAAGCUAUUUGACGGGUCCAUUAAGCCAAUCCACUGCAACAGCAGCGGCAAAUGUGAAUGUGUGGACUGGAACGGCCAUGCUUACACCCCUUUUGGGUGCUUUUGUGGCUGACUCCUUUCUUGGUCGAUACUUGACCAUUAUUAUUGCCACUGGGCUCUAUAUCCUGGCACUUGGUGUUAUGUCCAUAUCUGCCGCUGCUUAUUCAUAUUCCGAUUACCUAAAUACUGUAGAAAAUAACAAAGCAUCUUCUCCGCCACAGUUUCAAGUUAUUUGCUUCUUCUUCUCAUUGUAUUUAUUUGCACUAGCACAAGGUGGGCAUAAACCUUGUCUUCAAGCUUUUGGAGCUGACCAGUUUGAUGAACAAAACCCAAAAGAAUGUAAAGACAAAAGCUCCUUCUUCAAUUGGUGGAGUUGUUUCAUGAAUAUAGGAGUUAUAGUUUCUCUCUAUGUUUUGAACUACAUUCAAGACAACCUAAGUUGGAGUCUUGGCUUUGGAAUCCCGUGCAUUGUCAUGUGCCUUGCCCUGAUAAUAUUUUUGCUUGGAACUACAACCUACCGAUUUCGCUCACAGAGCGAAGGAAGAAGCCCGUUUGUGAGAAUCGGUCGAGUAUUCCUAAACGCUGCUAGAAACUGGCGGACUAGCCCGGCAGAAAUAUCUAAGGAAGAGGAUGCUCAAGGUAUUCUGCCUCAUCAAGGCUCUCAACAGUUCAAGUUUCUUAACAAAGCAUUGGUUGCACCUGAUGGUUCUGUGGAAGACUGGAAAGUUAGUGAGAUAUCUGAGAUUGAGGAGGCAAAGGCAGUUCUCAGGCUUGUUCCAAUAUGGACUACAUGUUUAGGAUAUGCCAUUAUAUAUUCACAAUCCUCCACUUUAUUCACCAAGCAAGGAGUUACAAUGGAUCGCCAUAUCACGUCUAGCCUACGAAUACCAGCUGCUUCAUUUCAAUCUUUUGUCAGUGUUGGCGUUGUUGUCUUUAUUCCAAUCUAUGAUCGCGUUGUGGUUCCAAUUGCAAGAUCAAUAACUGGGAAACCUGCAGGCAUAACAAUGCUUCAACGAAUUGGAACUGGAAUAACUUUAUCUUUUCUUUCCAUGGUAAUUGCAGCUUCAGUUGAGAGGGAACGUCUGAAAAUUGCUGUCAAAUAUGGACUGGUGGAUCUGCCAAAUGCAACUGUACCAAUGAGUGUGUGGUGGCUGCUACCUCAGUAUUUGCUUUUCGGAAUUGCAGAUGUAUUCACCUUGAUUGGGCUCCAAGAAUUCUUCUACGACCAGGUUCCAAAUGAACUGAGGAGUAUUGGUCUUGCUCUAUACCUCAGCAUCUUUGGCAUAGGAAGCUUUUUGAGCAGCUUUCUUAUCUCUGUGGUGGAGAAAGCCACCAGUGGCCCGGGUCAAGAUGGUUGGUUUUCAGACAACCUUAAUCGGGCUCAUCUCGAUUACUUCUAUUGGCUACUGGCUGGGCUUAGUGCUGUUGCACUCGCUGCCUACAUCUACUUUGCAAAAUCUUACAUCUAUAGGCGAAGAAAUAGUCUGUGAAGUUGUAUAGAACUACUACCUCGACAAAUUAUGGGGAGUAGAACUGCAAUAUUGUGCAAUAAACUGAACUAAUAGUUAAUAGUUUGUGUAUAUAUCGCAAGAAGAAUUUGUAAAUAAACAAUGUUGCUUGUAUGUGUAUACAUCUUUCGAAUUUUAUUUA
Olea europaea var. sylvestris is the source of this 2148-nucleotide messenger RNA. RefSeq names its product protein NRT1/ PTR FAMILY 5.10-like. Gene Ontology annotation, molecular function: tripeptide transmembrane transporter activity; dipeptide transmembrane transporter activity. Bases 225 to 1988 code for a protein of 587 amino acids. Gene Ontology annotation, biological process: transmembrane transport; dipeptide transport. The record is from RefSeq and is a predicted model, not a curated record. Gene Ontology annotation, cellular component: membrane. NCBI's taxonomy places the organism in Eukaryota, Viridiplantae, Streptophyta, Magnoliopsida, Lamiales, Oleaceae. The transcript has 5 exons.